Molecule: messenger RNA, 2068 nt
Organism: Dichomitus squalens LYAD-421 SS1
Lineage: Eukaryota; Fungi; Basidiomycota; Agaricomycetes; Polyporales; Polyporaceae
Product: NGP1NT-domain-containing protein
Exons: 5
Coding region: 1-2010 (669 amino acids)
Cellular component (GO): nucleolus
Molecular function (GO): GTP binding
Source: RefSeq, a predicted model, not a curated record
AUGGCGCCCCCAAAGAAAAGCCCGUCUUCCUCCAAAACUCGCUCUUCUGCGUCGCAGCCGUACAUCAAGAAGGUCAAAGGCGAGAACUUCUACCACGAUGCAAAAACCGCAAACCGGCUCAAGAUGCUCAAGGGCGGCAAGGCCGUCCGCGACAAGGACGGUAGGAUCAUCCAGGCAGCCGCGUUCCAGAAGGGAGAAGACGAGACGAAACCGGGAAGGGUACAGCCUGAUAGACGGUGGUUUGGGAACACCAGGGUGAUUUCUCAGACCGCCUUGGAUCACUUCCGGACAAGUCUUGCUGGGAAGAAGGAUGACCCCUAUUCCGUGCUGUUGCGUCGCAACAAGUUGCCAAUGGCUCUCCUAGACGAUGCUGCUAACCCGAACAUACGCAAGCGUUCGCAUAUCCUUGAGACGGAGGCCUUCAAGGACACGUUCGGUCCCAAGGCCCAACGCAAGAAGCCGCGUCUGGAUGUGGGCACAUUUGAAGAGCUCAGCAAAGCAAGCGAAGCGGCUGUAGAGGAACGAGAGAACGCGACGCAAGGGGAAGACGGACUUGCGGCAUCAACGUCCGGCGGAGACGAUUUCCAGACGCACGCGGAUAUCAUUGAGCCCAUCUAUGCGAAGGGAACGUCGCGCCGCAUCUACGGCGAGCUCUACAAAGUCAUCGAUUCCUCCGACGUAAUCAUUCAUGUCAUCGAUGCUCGCGACCCGAUGGGAACGCUUUGUGAGUCCGUCUUGGAGUUUGUCCGGAAGGAGAAGGCGCACAAGCAAGUCGUCCUUGUCAUCAAUAAGUGCGACUUGGUGCCAAACUGGGUCACGGCCCGCUACAUCCAACAGCUCACCCCCCGUUACCCCACACUCGCCUUCCAUGCCUCGCCCAACCACUCAUUCGGCAAAGGUUCACUCAUCCAGCUCCUUCGCCAGUUCUCCCAGCUGCACUCCGACAAGAAGCAGAUCUCCGUCGGCUUCAUCGGCUACCCCAACGUUGGCAAGUCUUCCGUCAUCAAUACCCUCAAAGCCGGCAAAGUGUGCAACGUCGCCCCCGUCCCCGGCGAGACCAAGGUCUGGCAGUACAUCACGCUCACCAAACGCAUAUACCUCAUCGACUGCCCCGGAAUUGUCCCGACGUCUGCUAAAGACUCCCAGACUUCCACGGUGCUCAAGGGCGUCGUACGCGUAGAGGCACUCGCCACCCCCUCGGAGCACAUCCCGACGCUCAUGGAGCGCGUGAAACCCAUCUACCUCUCGCGCACAUAUGGCGUGCCACUCCCCGACCCCGACAAUCCCUCUGAGGGCUGGGACCCCGAGGCGUUCCUCGACAAGCUCGCGCGCAUGAAGGGCCGCCUCCUCAAGGGCGGCGAGCCGGACCGUGAGGCCGUCGCGAAGAUCCUGCUAAGCGACUGGGUGCGCGGCCGGAUCCCGUUCUUCGUCCCGCCUCCGGACCGCACGGAGGAGCUUAAUAAGGCAGAGGCGAAAAAGGCGCGAAUUGCUGGGAAGGACGCGAAGGGCAAGGGCAAGGCCGCUGCCGUCGAGGAGCCUGAGCGGCAGCUGCACGUCAGCCAGCACUUGGGUUCGAUCAUGCAGAAGAACUCGUUUGUCGGUGACGAUGUCCGCCCUCUCGAAGAAGACGGGUCGGAAGAGGACACAGGAGAAGAGAUUGAAGAGAGCGAGGACGACGACGAGGAGAAGGAGAAGGAGGAAGAGGAGGAAGAGAACCUUGGCUGGAACGACGUGUUCAAGGGCGAUCAGGUGCCUGAGGACGCGGAGCAGAGCUAUCAGGAAGAGCUCUCUGCGCUCUCUGGCAAAUCCAGCGAUGAUGAAGCCGUCGCGUCGGAUGAGUCAGAAGAGGAGCCUUCAAAGGCGCAGAAAGAGCCCCGUUUGAGAACGAACAAGAAAAAGGCGACAAAUUUCUACACAAAUGCGAAUGUGAAGAACAAGAACCGCCACAAAGCGGCGAUCCUGAAGUCGUUGCAGAGCGGCAACAAGAGCGGUGGAAGGCGGAGACGAUAGACGAAUUUGUAUACCUACGUGUGUAUUCCUGGCAUUGACGCUAUGGUGAUAUAGUCUG